AGGUGCAAGGAAGAUUCUCGAUAUGCAGUGGCAUCUAUGCAGGGUUGGCGCAUUGAAAUGGAGGACGCACACGUAGUGCAAAUUUCAAUGUCCAGCGAACCACCGUUCAAGGAUUGGUCAUUUUAUGCAGUUUUCGAUGGACAUGCUGGAAGUAAAGCAGCGUGGUUUCAUUCAAAUCAUUCUAGUAUGUUGCAGGUUGUAAAAAAAUUGAAUCAAGCUGGAGGAACAUUGGAUGAUCAAACUAUUGAGUUAUUGAAGGAGGGAAUCACGGAUGGUUUUCUUAAGAUGGAUGCAGAAAUGAAGAAAGGCAGUGAAGAAGAUGAAGAAGCAGAAAGAAGUGGAACCACAGCGAUCUGCGCCAUCGUAACACCGACUCAUAUUGUUCUUGCAAAUCUUGGCGACUCACGAGCUAUAUUGUCGAUGAAGGACUCGGGACCAUUUGGAACUGAGGAUCAUAAACCAUACUUACAGAAGGAACGCGAAAGAAUAGUGAACGCUGGUGGUUCUGUUAUGAUUCAACGUGUAAAUGGUAGUUUAGCAGUCUCUCGAGCUUUUGGAGAUUUUGAAUAUAAAGCAGUUCCGGGACUGAAACCAACGCAGCAACUUGUUAGUCCAGAGCCCGAUAUCUACGUGUUGAAAAGGAAUCCUGAAAAGGAUGAAUUCUUGCUACUGGCAUGUGACGGCGUAUAUGACGUUAUGGGGAAUGAAGUGCUUUGUGAAUUUGUGCGGUCUCGCCUGCGCGUGAAGGAUGAUUUAUCUGCCGUAGCCAAUGAGGUGUUGGACACAUGUUUAUCGAAGGGUUCGCGUGAUAACAUGACUAUCAUCCUAGUUUGCUUUAAAGCAGCUCCAAAAGUUGAUCAAAAGUUUGUCGAGGAAGAAGCGCGUUGGAGAGAGAAGGUAGCAGAUUUUGUGAAAUGUAAGUUAUUGAUUUUACAUUGUUACAGCUGA
Molecule: messenger RNA, 948 nt
Organism: Enterobius vermicularis (human pinworm)
Lineage: Eukaryota; Metazoa; Nematoda; Chromadorea; Rhabditida; Oxyuridae
Source: the annotation of a GenBank genome assembly